CUGCCACUGUCCCCGAGCAGAGGACUGUGACCCUGGACGUAGACGUGAACAACCGCACAGACCGACUGGAGUGGUGCAGCUGUUAUUACCAUGGCAACUUCUCUCUGAAUGCAGCCUUCGAGAUCAAGCUACACUGGAUGGCGGUGACUGCCGCAGUGCUCUUCGAGAUGGUCCAAGGUUGGCAUCGAAAGGCCACCUCCUGUGGCUUUUUGUUGGUCCCGGUUUUGGAGGGUCCUUUCGCGCUACCCAGUUACCUGUACGGCGAUCCCCUUCGGGCCCAGCUCUUCAUCCCGCUCAACAUCAGCUGCCUGCUCAAGGAGGGCAGCGAGCACCUGUUUGAUAGUUUUGAACCAGAAACAUAUUGGGAUCGAAUGCACCUUUUCCAGGAAGCCAUUGCACACAGGUUUGGGUUUGUUCAAGAUAAAUACUCUGCGUCUGCUUUUAACUUCCCUGCUGAGAACAAACCCCAGUACAUCCACGUAACAGGAACAGUGUUUCUGCAGCUGCCCUACUCCAAGCGCAAGUUCUCGGGACAGCAGCGGCGCCGGCGGAACUCCACCAGCUCCACCAACCAGAACAUGUUCUGCGAGGAGCGGGUGGGCUACAACUGGGCCUACAACACCAUGUUGACGAAGACGUGGCGCUCCAGUGCCACAGGGGAUGAGAAGUUUGCUGAUCGGCUGCUGAAGGACUUCACGGACUUCUGCAUCAACCGUGACAACCGGCUGGUCACGUUCUGGACCAGCUGCCUGGAGAAAAUGCACGCCAGUGCCCCGUGAAGCCAGGUGCCCAGGGCGUAGAGGGCCGUAUGUGUGCUGAGGGCCGCGGACCCUGGUCAGGCUGUACACAUCUGGUGUCAGUUUGCUGCUGUCAGUGAGUUGGGGCCACUGCUGCUUUUUGGCCCUCGCACAAGUCUUUUCAAGGGGAAAGACUUUUGGAAGCAGCUGCCGCUUGCUACUGCCACCCAGAUCCCGCCAGCAAGUGCCCAGGGCGGGUAGGAGGCACAGAUUGUCCGUGGGAGGGCUUCAGUGUCUGGAAGGGCAAGCAGCCCCCGUGAAUGUCCUUGAAAGAGGGUGGCUGCAGUUAGCAUCCUUUUCCUCCGCCAUCCCCGGAGUAAUUGGGACAAAUCUGCCACUUCCUCCCCGGGAGUAUGCAGAGUAUGUAAGAUAAUUCUGUGAAAUAAUGUACCAUAGACUCACUUCAGUUGUAUAUACCUGUACAUACCGGAAACAAAUAAAGCUCUGUGUGUAGCAUCUCUGUCCCCAGCCUCCUUCCCUACAGCAACAGUUGCACCCUGGGCUGAGCAGUAGUGCCAGGUCAGUGAGGUAGCUGCCCAGGUCACCAAGCCAGUGAGGUGGAAAGGGCUCCAGGAUGUCCUGACCUGGAGAGCCUGACUGUGAGUGGCUGAGAGAUUUCAUUUCACAGCCCUUGAGCAAGGACAUUUCCAGUCAGGACCCGUGAGCAGUGUGACAUUCCAGG
Molecule: messenger RNA, 1479 nt
Organism: Castor canadensis (American beaver)
Lineage: Eukaryota; Metazoa; Chordata; Mammalia; Rodentia; Castoridae
Source: RefSeq, a predicted model, not a curated record